Messenger RNA from Nyctereutes procyonoides (raccoon dog), 10765 nucleotides. It is a transcript of the gene GPR156, whose product is annotated as G protein-coupled receptor 156. NCBI's taxonomy places the organism in Eukaryota, Metazoa, Chordata, Mammalia, Carnivora, Canidae. Gene Ontology annotation, molecular function: G protein-coupled GABA receptor activity. The transcript is spliced from 10 exons. The coding region runs from base 503 to 2929 and encodes 808 amino acids. The record is from RefSeq and is a predicted model, not a curated record. Gene Ontology annotation, biological process: G protein-coupled receptor signaling pathway; gamma-aminobutyric acid signaling pathway. Gene Ontology annotation, cellular component: G protein-coupled receptor heterodimeric complex; membrane.
GCCGGCGCCGCCGCCCCGCCGCCUCCACGCCCGGCCCCCCGGCGCGGCCAUGGGCGCGCCCCCACCCCCAGGCCCGGCGGACCCGAGAGAGCCCCGCGCGGCGCGGGAGGAGACGCGGUGAGGUUUAAUUGCCUUCCUUUCCUUCUGGACCUGUGUGAGAGUACUUGGAGCAGUGACUGCCAUCUGGUGGCAAGCCAGAAUCAUCACUUUGUGUAAUCUAAUGGUUACUAAGAUGCCCACUCUUGACUCACAUGGUAUGCACUGCCAGCAAGGCACAAGAGGAGCCUGGAGGGUAUCUGAUGAAGGAGACUAGUGAAAUAACCCUUCACUUCCACCUGAACCAGUUGUUCAUCCCAGAAUCUGAGCCAAGAGCCAGAUCCAAAAUGGUGCCUAUAAAGAAAAGAUUUGAAUUGUUCUUGUGUUUUAGUCUAAGAUCUGCUGGUUAACAACCAGCAGGUAACCAAGACUGAAUAAGCACACACCAAAAGGGGCACGUGAUGACAUGGAGCCUGAAAUAAACUGUUCCGAAUUGUGUGACAGUUUUCCUGGUCAGGAGCUGGAUCGGAGUCCUCUUCAUAAUCUCUGCAGGACAAUUACCUCUUCCCACUACAGCGGUAAGACCAUUUCUUCAUUAUCUCCUGUCCUCUUGGGUAUUGUUUGGACCUUUCUCAGCUGUGGACUUCUUCUAAUAGUCUUCUUUCUUGGCUUCACCAUUCGCUGCAGGAAUAACAGGAUUGUGAAGAUGUCCAGUCCCAAUCUGAACAUUGUGACCUUACUUGGCAGUUGUCUGACUUACAGUAGUGUUUACCUCUUUGGGAUUCAAGAUCAAGAUGCGUUAGGAGGAGGCUCAAUGGAAACUCUCAUUCAGAUAAGACUAUCCAUGCUGUGCAUUGGGACCUCCCUUGUGUUUGGCCCCAUUCUGGGGAAGAGCUGGCGACUCUACAAGGUGUUUACCCAGAGGGUCCCGGACAAGAGAGUGAUAAUCAAAGACCUGCAGCUACUGGGGUUGGUGGCAGCCCUGGUGGUAGCUGAUGUGAUCCUGCUUGUGACGUGGGUGCUGACUGAUCCCAUCCAGUGCCUCCAGAUUCUUGGCGUCAGUAUGACGGUGACAGGGAGAGAUGUGUCCUGCUCUCUGACCAGCUCACACUUUUGUGCUUCCCGGUACUCUGAUGUCUGGAUUGCUCUUGUUUUGGUAUGCAAGGGCCUGCUGCUGCUAUACGGCGCCUACCUGGCUGGCCUGACUGACCACGUCAGUUCUCCUCCUGUGAAUCAGUCUUUAACCAUCAUGGUUGGGGUCAACCUCGUAGUAGUGACCGCUGGGCUUCUCCUCGUGGUCACCAGAUACUUGCAUUCCUGGCCCAACUUGGUCUUUGGACUCACAUCUGGAGGUAUCUUCGUUUGCACAACCACAAUCAACUGCUUCAUCUUCAUUCCCCAGCUGAAGCAGUGGAAGGCAUUUGAAGAGGAAGACCAAACAAUCAGACGCAUGGCCAAAUAUUUCAGCUCUCCCAGCAAAAGCUUCCAUGCCCAGUAUGGUGAGGAGCAGAAUUACCACGCUAGAGGAGAGAGAAACUCUAUGGACAGACUCCUCACAGAAAAAAAUGCUAUGAUUGAAAGCCUGCAGGAACAAGUAAACAACGCCAAAGAGAAGCUAGUGAGGCUGAUGUCCGCCGAGUGCACCUUGGACCCCCCAGAGCGCGCGGCCUCUCCCGACUCUUCCCGCAGCAGGAGCCGCCCGCUUGCAGCCUCUGCCCACAGCCUGGCAGCUCCAGCGCCUUCGCAAGGCCCCUCUGACCCUCAGGACGAUACCAGUGUGGCCCCCCGGGGCUCCCGGAGCACCUCAGUGUCCUCCUCAAAUGGACAAAGCCUGGAAGGGAAGGUCAAGGACACCAGCUCCUCUCCGGGGCACAAGGAGAAAACCUCUAAUUUGGAAGACUUUUCUGAUCAUUUAAAUUUGGGCUGCAGCCAGAAGCCACGGCCCAAGCAAAGCCAAGGUGAAGAAGGAAGAGCCCAAGUACCCAUGGCCCCCCACCAGAGCCUCAUACCCGGUGACGAAGGCCCCGGGGCCCGGAGACAGGGGCAGCUGGAAGACUCAGAGGAGCCCCACAAGCGGCUGUCAAGGGUCAAUUCAGUCAUCAGGGAGAAGCUUCAGGAAGUCCUACGGGAUCUGGGCCGGGGCCCCGAGGCCCCCCUCCCCUCACCCCUGCCUUGUCCCCUGCAGCCCUGGCCAAGCAGUGCCACCCACGGCCCCCAGCAGGUGCCCCCCUCCAGGGAGCUGGGCUGCAGCCCACACGUGGUGAGGAGCCGGCGGGCAGCAUUGCGGGCUCACCCCCCCUUUCCGGGCUCUGUACCUUCCUACGUGGGGCAUCGUGCAAAUCGGACUGUGUCUGGGGUGCGCAGUGGGCGGCUAACCGUGCAGAACAGGGGCAGCGCCAGCCUGGCCCCGCAAAGUGCUGAGCCCAGAGCCCCCAGACCCUCUUCUGGGAAGACUUCCCUACCCGCAGAUCCCCAGGGUAAGCCGGGGCCCCCGCAGGGCGGCAAACAAAGCGGGACAGAGCCCCGGGGGCCUAGCGGGGGCCAGGCAGCCUGUCCUUACCGGCCUCCUGGCCCUGACCAGGCGCAGUAUCCCGCGGCCCCACACCUGUCCAGGGCCGCGCCAGGUGUUCCUGAGCGGCGGCAGCUGCUGGCCCCGGGCUCCGCGCGCGGCCCCUACCUGGACACGGAAUCCAGCAGUUCGGACGAGCUCUUCUGCCGCUGCCACCGGCCCUACUGUGAAAUCUGCUUCCAGAGCUCCUCUGACUCCAGUGGCAGUGGCUCGUCCGACAGUGACCCUGACCCCGCCGGAGGGCUGGCUUCCUGGGAAAAGCUGUGGGCCUGCUCAAAGCCUAUCGUGAACUUCAAAGAUGACUUGAAACCCACACUGGUGUGAAAAGCGUGCGGAGUGGGUCCGGAUCUAGAGGUGGGUUCAGGACAAGCCCCACCAAGGCCCGCAGGUGGAAGGCCAGCUCUGGCCUUUGGGGAACACACCGCGCCCUGAAUUGAUCGAGCCUUUACCACGUCUCAGCUCUGCUCCCUUGAGCACCGUGCUACCCUGAGCACUUCUCCGUUUAUCAAAAGAGGGGUAUUGCCUGUCUUGUUACUACCUCACAGCAUUCCUAUAAAAGACUCUGGUUGAGUGACGAUAAAAAAAUAACUUUUAGAAAAAAGGUGCUAAAUGAGCACAGACAGUCUUCUGUCCUGGUCAGUCUGUAUUCUAUAAAACACUUCAUAUAUACCAAGUGGAAAACUGUGUAGACCUACGGAUGGAGAGAUGAAAGUUUCUGCAGAACCAGAGUUGUAGAUGUACAACUGUUUGUAUCCAUCAAACUGGCCUUCUGAUGGAUAGACUUGCUAGGAAGGAAGUCUCAUAUUCUUGGGUACCCCACUCUUGGCAUGGGAUGGUUUUAUUUCUGCUGAAGCUUGUGAACAACACCACCCCUCAUUGCCAGCUUCUGGCCAGACUCAGAGUCCCCUUUACACCACUAUUUGAGGUGCAAGUCUUUCUGCCAUGAUGGCAUCUCACCCAUCAUCCCUGAGCCUGUCAGGUCUCCAUGUGUGCAUAGGCUGCCCAGGUCCUGCUCCUGAACUCAGAUGACACCAGGGGCCCAGACCACCUCCUGGUCCCUGUGGCCCAUCCCUCUGACUCUUCAGCAGUACAGUUUUGUACUGGGCAGGGGCAAGGGGUGGGAGAAGCAUACACUGGCAAUUUCUGAUGGGGUAGGUAGGAGAGGCUCUAGGCUCUGUUUAUCAAGAGCCCCUGUUUUGGUGCUGUUGGGAUUACAUGACCACCAAAAGCUACAUAAACCUGGAAAUAGAAAAUGGGGAAACAUGAAGAAAUGGGGGAGAAGGCAGGAAAGAAAAUAGGUUUUGAGUAUUUAACUUGCAUCUAGCAUGGUACUUGACGAUAUAAAAUUUCAGUAAUUCCUUAUGAUAACCCUGUGAAGUAGGCACUCUUGUUCCCAUUUCACAGAUGGGAAAUAUGAGGAAUUUGAGGCUUAGAGAACUGAGGUAACGUCCCCAGACAUCACACUGCUAGAGAAUGGCCCCCAGGGGACUUGCGGGACUCCCAAGUUGGCAGAUUUCCCUGAGGGCAUGUCACUUCACUCAUUCUCCUGGGAGUGGCCAGCAGGGCUUAGCAGGCCAGACAGCGGAGCAAGUGCAGCGUAGGAAGGCCAUGAGGUGCUCACCCUGCAGUUCCAGAAGACAGAACUGGGUUCCUGGCCUCAGGCAGCAGCCUUCCACUGCCUCGCUGCCCCAGGGGCCCACACUCACUCCUAAGGGAGCGAGGGAGUUGGUGGAGAGUGAGUGCCAGGAACUUAAGCGCCACCAGUGCCACAGGGAAAAUGCAACUGGGUUCACUUUGCUUUAAGCAACUGUUGUUUACAGGCUGUCCCCUGCCCCCACUCACUGUGUGUUUGUCUUUGCAUAUACAUGUUUGUGUGCAGGAGUUUGGGCCUCAUUAGAUAUGCACGGAAGGGGGUGUUUGGCUCCAAAUGUCUCACAGAAGAUUUAUCCGGAACUCUCAGGGCUGCCGACACUUCAUGAAUCUCCAGACACUGGACUGGGAAGCCCUUCUGGUGACACGGAUUCCUCUAUCGUUUACUUUUAAAUACAAAUGUCAUAAUUUAUUCUGUGUGUGGGUUUGUAGUUUCUACUUGUGCUGUUUGUAUGCUGUCCAAGUGAUACCUUAAUAAACGAGAAAUGGCUCCCCAAGCAAGUCUCUUCAGAAAGUGUCGUCUCAUGCCGCAGAGGAGAGAAACAAGGAAGAGUGAACCACCAAGGGAGUGGACAUGGAGCAGCGGUCAGAGUUGCCCCUGGCUCACAACAGGUUCCAACUAUGUCUUCUACCAAACUUGCGUUUGUAACAGAUUCUUCUGUGGUCUCCCUGUGUGGCUUCCUAUCCCAGAAACACCUGCCCCAGGGGUUAGAGGAAACUAUGGAGAACCUCGACUCUUCCCGUGGCAGGGGCUCCUGUGGUUGGGCUUCACCCCCUUCAGCUUCUUUCCUCCUAGUAUGUCACCCCUAGUGGCCUCCCAGUCAUUAACGUGGACUGCAGGCUCUACGCCUGGCAAUCCUUCUUGCCUUCUUGCUCUGCAACUAUACCCUUGGUCCCACCAUCUCAGCACUUACACAUCUCCAUCCCUCUUUGUCUAGAAUUUCUUUCUCCACUUUGCACACCUUGUAAGUUAUUCGUCCUUCAAGACUCAAGAGUCUUGAAUGCCCCCAAAUACAAUGGACUGAUCCCCUAGUUAAAGAAGGAUAUUUUGGGGUCCACAUUUUGAAUUCAGUGACUUUGUAACUUUUGAUAGAUUUGAUUGAAGAGAUGGAGAAUCUACCCUGAAUUGUCCUUGUUUAUCAUCUGGUUCAAAAACUAUGUGCCAAGGGGCAUGUGGGUGGCUCAGUUGGUUAAGCAUCUAACUCUAGAUUUCAGCUCAGAUCAUGGUGUUGUGUGUCAUCGGAUUGAGCCCUGUGUUGGGCUCAUGCUCAGCAGGGAGUCUGCUUAAAGAUUCUCUCCUUCCCCUGCCCCUUCCCCAUCACACUUGCUUGAGUUCUCUCUCUUUCUCUCAAAUAAAUAAAUCUUAAAACACACACAUACACACACAACUAUGUGUCCAAUAUCAUGAUUGCCUGCCUCAACUACUGUCUCCAAAUCUAUUGUUUACUCUGUACCCACCCCCACUCCUCACUAGUUCCUUUCCUAGGUCUUUUACCCAAAACCAGCUAAUCCAGUGAUGAAAUUCUUAAAGGGAUGAGUGUGUCAUGACUUGUGGAAGCUCUUGACUAUUAUGCCCUUGGAUAAAGGGCAAGAACUUCUGCAAAUGAAUCCCGGAGAAGGAAACACUGCAUCUACUACUGCGUUCUGGGUCAUGGUUUUGGUCUCUUGGUUUUAAGAUCUGGCAUGGAGCCAGACCCGAUUCUGACUCAAGCAUAUCUUGUCCUGCUGAUUAAAAUCUUGGGGUUGAAGGUGUCCAUCCUGAUCCCAAAGUCUAUUCCUUUCUAUCAGCUUGUGACAAACUCUCUUUCCUUAAAGGAUCAACAUGGCCUUCCUGGAGCUCACAGCAGAGAAAAAAGCAUCAGAAUGUAGGAGGCUUGUUUUUAAAGAACCAUGUCACUUCUAAAAUGGUAAAAAGAAAAGUCAAUGCAAGUUCCACAAAAUCUCUUCUGUAUCUGCAUUUAUUUUUAUCAUAUUUAGAUGUAUCUCCUGCAGAGAUUACAAGUUCCUAAAAGCACUGAAUGUAUCUUCUGCAUCUUUGAGUCCUCCAGAGUAGCCAUCAGAGAACUUUGCACAAAGUAUAAGCACAAUAAAUGUUUGAUGGAUGGGUUUCUGAACAGAUAAGUAGAUGAAACAAAGGAAGGCAGAGAACCAGUUCUUGGGCCAGCAAAGCAGCAGAAAGGGAGGCAGAGCCAUCUGGUUUCACUGCCUUCCAAUAAAUUAAAAGCAAGAAACAAUAUCACGGAAAGACCCAGAAAUGGGGGCGCCUGAGUGGCUCAGUCAGGUAAGCAUCUGCCCUUAGCUCAGUUCAUGAUCCUAGGGUCCCUGGGAUUGAGCCCCGUGUAAGGCUCCCUGCUCUGCAGGGAGUCUGCGUCUCACUCUCCCUCUGCCCCUCCCUCUGCUCAUGCUUUCUCUCUCUCUCUCAAAUAAAUAAAAUCUUUUUUAAAAAGACCCAGAAAGAACUGAAUUCUGAAAAUGACACUUUUAAGUUCCUUAGGGAGAAGGGGGCUAGAAUGAUAGAGUUAAUGGAAGAGAAACAAGAAAGUUACUGAGAUUAAGGUCUUCUCUUAAAGAUGCCUUCUUCACAGGCUUGUUACUGAGUAAAAAGCAGCAUUAAUAGGACAAUCUGUUCAUUUUUUUCACCAUCAGCUUCCUCCAUCCCCUUUCUCAAAGCCCCAAACAAAGCACUUUCUCUGUACCCUCUGACUGCUACACUUUUCCCAGUAACACCAUCUGGGCUGUGUUAAGGGAGGUCUAGGCAGAGAUGGCAUUUGGGGGCUGAAAGUGGGAGAGGUACUCAGAUUUGGCUUUUCCUCACCUCUGGUACCUAGUCUGGUCUCUUUCUCCCUGAAAUGUUCUUCACCUUAGCAGUCCCAGGGAGCAUUCGCACAAGGGAGCGCCUUGGAAUGUUCAACUCACUAUUGAGGUCACAAAGAGGCAGGAAAUGUCAGUGUAACGAGGCAAAAUAACCAGUUGUGAGCUUGACAAGAUCUGGGUCAGUGUUUCUUAACCCUUCUCAUUCUUUGACUUACCCUUGGAUGUCUAAAUAUACUAAAAAGACAGGUAGUUCUCAGAGAAUAAGUGCUUGGGAGAGGCCCUGGAAGGGUCUGCAGGUAACUAAGAGAAAAGCAAAAGGACAGGAAAAAAGAAGGGAAGGAGAACAAGUUCAAAGAACAGUGAGGGGGGCAGCCUAGGUGGCUCAGCGGUUUAGCGCGCCUUCAGUCCAGGGCCUAAUCCUGGAGACCCAGGAUUGAGUCCCUUGUCGGGCUCCCUGUGCGGAGCCUGCUUCUCUCUCUGCCUCUCUCUCUCUCUGUCUCUCUCUCUCUCUCUCAUGAAUAAAUAAAUAAAAUCUUAAAAAAAAAACAGUGAGGGAUAGGGGGGUGUGGUGAAGGAAGGAGGGAGGAGGGCAGAGAACAAAAGGCAUUCUGCUUAGCUUGGUCAGUGUGGACAGACUGUGGCAAUUGCCUCCCUUGUAAAUGAAUGUGCUGGCUCCAGUUCUCAGAGAAAGUGAGGCUCACUUGUGAAGAAAGGCAGGGAUAGCCCCUUCUUCGGUAUGUAUGUGACCAUUGGUUCAUUUCUCAACUUUGCCCAUGAGACCAUGACCUUCUCGAGCCUACAACUUGUUUAUAAUUAUCUUGGUGUCCCCAGCACCUAGCACUAUGCCCAGUGCAUGGUUGAUGCUCAACAGAUGUUUGUCAAAAGAAAUAAAUCAAGAAAAGAAGAGCGGCUGAGCCAGAACUGUCUUAAGGGGGAUGCUAGUGAGGCCACUCACAGGGGCUGAGGUCACCUGGGAAGCCAGGUUCAGGUAUCUCAUCAUGGAUGACAGUGUUGUUGAUUCACCUAAGUUUAAAUCCCUGUUACUAUACCCGAAAGCUGUGUCAAAAGAAAGCAUUUUAAAUGAACUCUCUUCUCCACUAAUUUUUGUGCAAUAGUUUUCCCCACUGCGAUGCCAGGGCUUAAAGUCACCCAUGUGUCUGUGUGGCUUUCAGCAAGUUGCAUAACUUCUUUGUGGCUCAGUUCCCCCAACUGUAAACUGGGAUAAUAACACCUACCUCAUACAGUUGUUAUGAGGGCUCAAUGAAUUAAUACUUGUAAAGUGGUUAAACUGUGCCUGGAACAGAGUAAAAAUUAUAUAAGCAUGUGUCUUAGAAAAUUGUUUGGGAAACACAGAUUUAAGAUUAGAAAUCCUGUUUUUCUUGUUUUAUAUAGAAAUCCCCCUUCUUUGUGUUCAAUUAAUUCCUGAGGGAAGGGUCUUCUAAAUAGAUCUGGCAAAGUAAGGGUAACCCUUUGGUUCAGCCCACUUCUUGGGCAACAGAAGUCUCUCCUUGAACCCCUUCUAGGUCAGGCACAGUUUGGGGAACACAGCCACCUGUAGGACUCAAAUAUUAGGGCAGGCCUAGAAGAAAAGGUAUAGUUGGAAAGUCAAGAAAUCUGAUUUUGUUUUGGGUGGAGCCAAAAGACACAACUAAUUUCCUUUAUAGAAAUAUUAUGUACUUUGUAAUAGAAAAAUACCUACUAUGUGUCGCUUAAUACUUGUCUCAUUUAAGACUUGUAACCACCCCACAAAGUGGUUAUUGUUUCUGUUUUACAGAUGAGGAAACUGUAACUGGGAGAGGCCAGGUAACUAACCCAAAGUCACACAACUGGUUAGAAGCAGAGCCAGAGUUUGAACUGAAAUCUGACUUGAUUCCAAAGCCGUUUUGGCUUUCCCUGACACAAGUUCCAGAGCAUGUGCUACAGGCGUGCUACCAGAAGACAGAAGGAAUUUCAAUCCGGCAGGGCAGGGACCCAGGCUGAGGUUUUCUUAGGACACCAAGGUUUCCUUAGGAAAAGCAAGUUGGUCUAGUUCUAUAAGCCGAUUGCAAAACCUCCAUUGCUGAGUCAUUGAACAGUGUCAUGAAGGCUGGAAGGCAGCUCUCUAAAGCUACCUGGUCACUCCCACCCCCUUAGAGAAGUUCAAUGCCAAAUACACUUGAUACUGAAAGCAAGUACCCCUCUUGUUUAACAAAGUUAUGGCCAAUCCUCCAAGGUCGAAGUUUCUUCUCAAACAUCGUGCCCUUUAAGCGGUACAAAAAGAUGAAGAGGGACAAGAGUUCUAGAAGGCCCUAUGACAACUAGGAACAGGGCAGACCACAGAUCUUCUGCUGAGACUCAAGAAGGGCCAUAGAAUCCCUUCAACUCAAAUCCACUUUGCUGAAAAACUUUCAUUGCUCCCACUUCCUCAAGAGGAAAUCUUGAUUUGGGGUUCAAGACCCUCCAUUAUGGAGUUCUGUCCCCCCCCCCACCUCAUUCUCAACUCACCUAAAACUCUCCCAACUGCUUCUGCCACAUGGGUUUCUGUUACCAAAGCAUGCCAGCACUGCCUCGGGCCCUAACUUUUGUUCACACCAACCCAUCUCUCCCUCAUUCUAAUUGCCCUGGCCUGAAGUGACAUCGCUUCCUUCCUGGCCAAUUCCAACUGGCUUCAAAAUGCAUUUGGUGAUGAAUUAUAUACUCCUGUGAUGCCCUGGACAACAAUUCUAUUGUUUGGAGUUGUUAAAUAAAUCCUUUGUUGUUAAAUUUUCACAUGUUCAUUUCUUGCCCCUCCAACUAAAUUAUCAGGGAUUAGAAGGCAAGAGCAACGUCUAAUUUAUGUUCACUAGUUCAUGUCCACAGUAUCUUGCCCACCGCCUGGUGCCUUGUAGAUCCCAAACAUUUCUAGGUUUUUAAAUACUGAUCAACUCUCUUUCUGCUCCUGCCUUUCUGUUUGCUCAAGAGGAUCUCGAGCAAAUGAAAAGAAACCCAGCAGUAUCUUUCUUUCAUACUGAAUCUGGAGGUUAGCGUUUCAGAGGAUCCCUGCUGUCUCGUUAGUGAAAGUCCACUAUGUGCCAAGCAUUAUGAUAGGGCCUCACAGAUAAUGCUGGACAAAAUCAAGCCGACAGGACCCAACUUGGGAGAUCCCUUAAACUCUGGACCUAAUUUCCCCAACAGCCUCAAAACAAACAGAUAAAAACCAGCAACGCAAAAACCACUUCUCUAGAUGGUUCCUAUGAAUACCUUCAGGAAGCAUAAUGGUCCUAAAAAGAGGGAGACCAGGUUAUUUCAGCUGCUGUUGCUACUGCUCCCACCAUAAAAUAUAGCACAGAAAUGGAAACAGGAUACAGAUCUGUUAAACAUAAUUCUAAUGUCACAAGGAGGCACUUUUACACUCAGGAAAAGGAGGCCAUACCAGUGGAAUGCAGCCAGAUGUCUUCUUUCUAGCAGUUAUCCCUAUUAUUCCAGAACUCCAAGAAUCUCAUGACUGACUGGGCUGAGUAGCUUGGGUCUUGCACUAAAAGCCAUUGCUGUCAAUCCACAUCCUAAAGGGAUUUCUUCUCUCGGAAGCCCUGCCUGCAGUUUCCAGGACAUCCCAGAUAAAGGUAGGAUCUUUAGGGAUGCCUAGGUGGCUCAGUCAGUUGAGUGUCUGCCUUCGGCUCAGGGUCCUGGAAUCAAGCCCUGCAUCAGGCUCCUUGCUCACCGGAGAGCCUGCUUCUC